ACAGGAUUAGGGCAGCAAACAAAAAGCUUAAAGAGUCAUGUGCCUCUACUCUCCAAAUGAUCCCUUCCUGUAACCCACUUCUCUUACUGAGCUAUCCCAUGAUUCAUGCAGAGUGGGCGUAGGCACGAGCAUCAGCAGCAUCACUAAGUUUCAGCUCCUCCCUGCUGCAUGCUGGGAGGGAGAGACUGAGAGGAUCAGGGUCAGAUAAAUUCCAGACUGAGUGACGGUGGCACUGAGUGUAAAUGAGAGGACAAUCGGGUGCAUGAGUGGGUGAGAGGACAAAUUAGGCUGGGUGAUAGAGAGAGAGAGGGAGAAUUGUGAGUCUGUCUGUAUGUGCAUGAGAGAGAGAGGCAAAGAUAAAUCCAGAGAGGACAGGAGUGUGUCUAAGGGAAAGAAAAGAGGGACAGGAGGUAGAAGACAAGACACUCGGAAAAGGAGGGAACAUGGCUGAGCCGGAGCUGAAAUCGAGAAGCAGCCGGGAGACUGUUGCUAAAGCAGGGAGCCAGGAGAAGAUGGAGACAACUAAAGCAGAGCCCAACCAAGAUGGUCUCAUUGUGGAGCACCCAGCGUCCCCAUCGGACCCCAUGGUCUCUGCCCCUGCUGCCACAGACCCAACUAACAGCCCGCCUGGCAAGAGUGAAAAGAUCAAGCUCAAACGCAGCAUCACCCUCUUCAACGGCGUGGGGAUGAUCAUAGGCACCAUCAUCGGCUCGGGCAUCUUCGUGACUCCAACAGGUGUGGUCAAAGAGACCGGUUCUGCUGGCCUCUCCUUGAUCGUCUGGGCUGCCUGUGGAGUUGUUUCCACUAUGGGAGCCUUGUGCUAUGCCGAGCUGGGCACGACCAUCGCAAAGUCUGGAGGAGACUACACAUACAUCCUUGAAGUAUAUGGCGAACUUGCAGCCUUUCUGAAACUGUGGGUGGAGAUGCUAAUAAUUCGUCCAUCGUCCCAAUAUGUGGUCUCGUUGGUGUUUGCCACCUACCUUCUCAAACCCCUGUACCCAACCUGCCCUGUGCCAGACAGUGCUGCCAAGCUCAUCGCCUGCGUGUGUCUUACCUCCUUGACGUUUGUGAACUGCAUCAGCGUGAGAGCAGCCACCAAGGUCCAGGACUUGUUCACAGCAUCCAAAUUACUAGCUCUCAUCAUCAUCAUCCUCUUUGGCUUCAUCCAGAUAUUCACAGGUGAUGUGCCGUAUUUGACACCAGAAAAGGCUUUUGAAGGCAGUAAAAUGGGAGUGGACAACAUUGUGUUGGCGUUGUACAGCGGCCUCUUUGCUUUUGGUGGCUGGAACUACCUGAACUAUGUUACUGAGGAGAUGAUCAAUCCAGAGAGAAAUCUGCCCUUAGCCAUUAUCAUAUCAAUGCCGAUAGUCACAGUGGUGUACGUUCUGACCAACCUGGCUUACUUCACCACCAUCUCUCCUGAAGUCAUGGUUGAGUCUGAGGCGGUUGCUGUGAGCUUUGGAGAGUACCACCUUGGCGUGAUGGCCUGGUUGAUUCCUGUCUUUGUGGGACUCUCCUGCUUCGGAGCCGUCAAUGGAUCUCUAUUUACAUCAGCACGGCUGUUCUACGCUGGAGCCAGAGAAGGUCAACUCCCUGCUGCUCUGGGACUGGUUCAUACAGACUUGUUUACACCUGUGCCAUCACUAAUCUUUACAUGCCUCCUGUCCAUGAUGUACACCAUCUCCCAGGACAUCUUCUCAGUCAUUAAUCUCUUCAGCUUCUUCACCUGGCUGUGCGUCGGCAUGGCGAUCGCCGGCCUGGUGUGGCUGCGCAUCACCAAGCCCGAUCUGAGAAGGCCUAUUAAGGUGUAUCUUUUCAUCCCGGUGACGUUUGUUUUGGGCUGCGUUUUCAUGAUCGUCGUGUCGUUCUGGGCGGCUCCGUUCGAGAGCCUGGUGGGCAGCAGCAUCAUUCUCACGGGCAUUCCUGCGUAUCUGCUCGGCUACAAGUGGAAGAAACCCCAUAUGAUCAAGAAGAUGCUGGAAAUCUUCACAAUGUUCUGUCAGAAGAUCUUCAUGUCGGUUCCUGAGGAGAAGGAGAAACACGAGGAGGCUGAGUAACGCCCGGCAAACCGAGCAACAGUCUUCAAAUGUUUACGUUCAUUUUGAGCACAUUCUUUUUCAAAUGUACUUUACAAGCUGAAGCUAAAGUGAAAACAAAAACUACACAUUUACAACGAGGCCUUGUGGAGUGCCCUUGUGUGCAACAUGUAAAAGCAUAUUUUGUGACUCCUGCAGGCAGUUCAAAAUGCCUGCUGGUCACGUCUCAAGCCGCAUUUCAGAUUCGUUCCUGCAGCUUUUACUCUGAAAGGUUUUGACAGUCUUGUGACGUGUAAUGCUGGGACAUGCUUUCUCCUAAAAAUGUGAAUAGCGGCAGUGGAUAUAUGGUUAUGCUGCAAACACAGUAUAAGAAAAUGCUGUAAAUCUGCUGGCUUGCAGGUUUACUGUCCACCGACGAGAAAAUGAAAAGAAAAACAGAAGACGGGUUUGAUUGUUUUAACUUUGUCUGCCAUCAAUGAUAAAACUUUAGCUAGUACUGAGUAGUUUACACGUCUUCAAAAAGUGAAGACGUGUGAGGUAAAACUGAGGGUUCAGCAGUAGAGACGGUUGUAUUUCUGUAUCUAACAUGCUGCUAGCGUACAGUGGCUCUCAGAGGUCUGCAAGGGCUGCACAAUAAUAGGAAAACAGAGCUUUUCAAUAUUACAGUUGAAUAUUGCAUUGAUAAUAUCGAAUGCAAUUGCUAGAUUACCCCUAUUUUCUUUCUUUUCCGUCAUCGCCAUGUUUCCCCACUCUCUCUGAGCUUCAACAGAGGAUGUGUGGGUAAAAGACAGCAACAGUCUGUCAAAAUGUCCAGAUAGGUUAUUGGUGAGCAGUGUUUUAAUCCUACUCACUUGGACCAUCCAUCAUUGCAUCAAAACAACAUUCUGAAGUUGCACUAUUGCACAUAUUGAUACUUUGAUAACAACCGGGACUCAAUAUAUUAUGCAGCUUUACCACACACCCCUAUGAAAUGUCCAUUAUUUUCUGCAAUGAGAUCCUAAUACAGCAGCUUCAUAAUUUUAGCGUCUUUAAUGUGAUAUUUAUCCUGUGCAACUCAACUGGAAAACGAACAAAUCUUAAUUAAUUAAUGUUUGUAUUCCUGACAAACGCAUUGAGAUAAGUGAGUCGAUUCUUUGCCGCCGCUUUACAAACUGAAGCUGAAGCUAGAGGAUGAAAUGAGCAAAUGGAAAAAUGUCACGGAAAGCAAACAAAAUGGGGCAACUGAACUUAAAUGUAGAUUCACUAGAGUUGAUAAAAGGUGAAAACUCGAGAAGACUGAAAGUUGAGUGUAAAGGUUCUUCAACAAAGUCUUAGUUUGGGGUUGUUUACUCUUGGGCAACCGGGUUAUUGUAGCUUUAUUUCCUUUUGUGUUUUCCAGUUGAGCUCUGCAGGAUAUUUUACAUUAAAUAUAUAUAAAAAAAUUGAAUUUUAGCAGAGCUGCUUGCACUUUUCAGAGCCACUGUAUGAUGUCACUAUUUAAAGAGGCCUACUAGCAGCACAGCAUUUCACCCAUAUUAACAUUUAUGUUAAGCAGCUUUUGACCGAAACAGCAUUUUGCAAUCAUUCCUACAAUGACUCAGUAACUUAUUUUCAAGCACAGUUUCUAGACACACACAAAAAAACAAGAUUUGCAAUUUAUUGUGUAGUAGGAGAGCUUCUAUCAGGGUAGUCUGUUUUUUUAAUGAUUUUCUAUGAUUUCUACGCCUCCAAUGUAAUCAUGAAAAGAUUACAGAGAAACCAGCUUCUGUUGUUGUAAAGCACUAGUAGCAGAAAGGAUGGACCAGAUAGCCCUGCAGUGUUUGUGUUAGUGUUCGCAUUGGACGUUUUUGUCGUUUGUGCCAGCCUUGUCAAUGCUGAUAUUUCAGAUUUUUUGUGACACUCUCAGACCAAACUGAAUGUUUAAUGAAGCCAGAGACGCAGCCCCCACAAAAACCCAGAGAGAGAGAGAGCAUUCCCCGAAGCAGGAAAAACUGAGUCCUGCAUAAAGAAAAAAAAAAAAAGUUUUAAAAGUUUUCACUGAAUUCUGAUAAUUCAUUCAAUACAUGAUGGCUGAAGGAACGAAAAACAGGGAAAUGUGUUCCAUUUUACCAGCGUUUUUAUUCCAGUAAGUCUUUGAAUUUCUUGAGAAUUUCCUUUAUUCUCUACUCAUCUUUUUUGUUGUAAUAGUACCAUAAUUAAUUUUUUUUUAUUUUUUAAAAAUACAAUCACCAGACAUAAUAUAAUUAUUAUAGUACAUAAAAAUAUUUCACACUCAUUAUUCUGCCACAUCCAUAACAGUAAUGAGCGCACCAAUAAAUAGCACAGAGGUUGAAUAUGGAUUCCCUCAUUUUCGAUCGUCCUCACAUGAUGAUGGAUGUGUUCUGUAAGCCUCAUCAUAUAUUUUAUAUUGUGCACAAAGUACUGUAUAUGUGUAAAACAUUACUAUAUUAUGUAAUCACAUUUGCCAGGUAAAAUGUCAUGAAAAAAAAAAAAGAAAAUGUGUAUUUUUAAUCUUAAAAGUGAGAGUACCUAUUAUAUCUGUUGUAUCUUGGUGACCAUGGCAGGUACAUGUAACAAUAAAAGUAUUUUCUUCAA
Messenger RNA from Poecilia latipinna (sailfin molly), 4610 nucleotides. Its product is annotated as large neutral amino acids transporter small subunit 1-like. Bases 444 to 2057 code for a protein of 537 amino acids. Gene Ontology annotation, molecular function: L-amino acid transmembrane transporter activity; neutral L-amino acid transmembrane transporter activity. The transcript has 11 exons. Gene Ontology annotation, biological process: amino acid transmembrane transport; neutral amino acid transport. NCBI's taxonomy places the organism in Eukaryota, Metazoa, Chordata, Actinopteri, Cyprinodontiformes, Poeciliidae. Gene Ontology annotation, cellular component: membrane. The record is from RefSeq and is a predicted model, not a curated record.